This is a messenger RNA of Zingiber officinale, 1266 nucleotides long. Its product is annotated as homeobox-leucine zipper protein HOX19-like. The coding region runs from base 328 to 1092 and encodes 254 amino acids. Gene Ontology annotation, biological process: regulation of DNA-templated transcription. The record is from RefSeq and is a predicted model, not a curated record. The transcript is spliced from 3 exons. NCBI's taxonomy places the organism in Eukaryota, Viridiplantae, Streptophyta, Magnoliopsida, Zingiberales, Zingiberaceae. Gene Ontology annotation, molecular function: DNA-binding transcription factor activity, RNA polymerase II-specific; sequence-specific DNA binding.
AACACGCCAUGUGUGCCACGGCACCAAAGUUUCUUUCAUUCCAUUUAUGAUGCAUGUUUGUAUAAACUAGCUACAAAAAUUGAGAAUUAAUAAAUGUCACGACGAGGAAGGAAUUGAAGAGGGAUCUCAAGGCGAAAGGGAGGCAAGCCAACAUCACGCCUUGCUCGUUGCUUUCCCCUCGAUAAUUACUCCUUUUCCUUUCAUUUCAUUUCAUUUCCUUUCCUUUCCUCCGUUUGUCAACCUCCCCAAUUCAUGCCGCAUUUCCUUUUUUUUUUCUUUUUCUUUUUCUUUUUCUUCUGUCUAUAAAUCUCCAAAUUCUAAUCCUUGAUGAAGCCAUCCCCGUCUUCGCAAAGAAAGCAGAGCAUGAACGACGCUGUCAGUCUGGAGGCCGAUGUCUGCGACACCAGCCUUGCCCUCGGCUUGGCCGUCACGGGAAGCGGCGGCAACCGCAAACGUCCGCCGCUUGCCCUGAGCCUCUCGGGCGACGGCAGGGAGAACAGGGCAGCGUCUCCGCCACACAGCGCCAUUUCGUCCUACUCUGCAGCCCGCGAACCAUCGCCGGAGGUCAAAAAGGAGAAGAAAUUUACAGACGGGGAGGGUGCUGCUUACGUGGACAGUGACGGCGGAGGGAAGAAGAAGCUGAGGCUCACCAAGGAGCAGUCGGCCAUGUUGGAGGACCGCUUCAAGGAGCAGAGCACCCUGAAUCCCAAACAGAAGCAUGCCCUGUCGAAGCAAUUAAACCUGCGGCCGCGGCAGGUGGAGGUCUGGUUCCAGAACAGAAGAGCAAGGACGAAGCUGAAGCAGACGGAGGUCGACUGUGAGUUCUUAAAGCGGUGCUGCGAAUCGCUGACCGACGAGAACCGGCGACUGCACAGGGAGCUGCAGGAGCUGAAGUCCCUAAAAUUGCCAUCGCCGCCGCCGCCUCCGCCUCCGGCAGUCUACAUGCAAUUCCCGGCAGCCACCCUUUCCGUGUGCCCCUCCUGCAAGGCCAUCGUCCCCGAGAGCAAGGGCGGGGCCGGCGAGCCGCUGGCGGUGGCUCCGAAGGCCCAGUUAUUUAGUAGUAAUCCUUUCAUCCACUCCACGACGUGUUGAAUUAAUCGAUCAGGGGAAGUAUUAAUUCAUUAGCGGUAGUUGACCCACACCCUCUCUUUUCAUCUUGGGCUUGGGAGAAAUUGUUGUGAUCAGGACAGAAUGUAGUUGAUAUAUAUAUAUAUAUAUAUAUAUGUUUAUUAUUUACCAAGUUCACUUACUCCUGGAUUGCUCGGU